Penicillium waksmanii is the source of this 834-nucleotide messenger RNA. RefSeq names its product serine hydrolase domain-containing protein. The record is from RefSeq and is a predicted model, not a curated record. Lineage: Eukaryota; Fungi; Ascomycota; Eurotiomycetes; Eurotiales; Aspergillaceae. The coding region runs from base 1 to 834 and encodes 277 amino acids. The transcript has a single exon.
AUGCUCAUCUCGCGUGGUUUGCUUGCCCCCGAGGAUAAGGUGGCCCAGCACUGGCCUGAGUUUGCUGCAAACGGGAAGUCGGAGGUCACUGUCGGCCAAGUCCUAGCCCACACGGCGGGUCUCAGCGCCUGGAAGGACAAUAUGAAGCUGGAGGACCUAUACGACGUCGAGGCGGCAACCGACAAGCUAGCGUGCCAGGCACCGCUGUGGCCUCCCGGAACCGCCAUGGGAUACCACGGGAUAACGCAGGGAUUCCUCGUCGGAGAGCUGGUGCGAAGGAAAACGGGGAUUUCAAUCGAUAAGUUCGUAAUGGAGGAGAUUUGCCAGCCCCUGGGCGAUGGGACUGACUUCCAGCUUGGGUGUCGCAAGGAGGACUGGAACCGGGUGGCCCCAGUCGUACCUCCACCGGGGCCUUCCAUCCAGGAGGUGCUUAGCCAACAGGCGGAGUAUGAGCAGGACUCGAUCGUCAUGCGCACGCUUUGUAACCCCGAGCCCACGGCCGAGGACGCUAACACUGAGCUCUGGCGGUCCAGCACGUUGGGCUCAGUUAACGGCCAUACAAACGCUCGGGCGUUAGUCAAGAUCCUCUCUUGCUUCUCGCUCGGUGGCACAUGCGCGGAAGAAGGCCAUCGCCUGCUGUCGCCCGAGACAGUGAAACUGGCGCUUACAGAGCAUGCGACAGGAAUAGACUUGGUGACGGGGCGGAGCGGGAGGCGUGGACUUGGGAUUUACCUCACCGGACCUGGGUCGGGAAGCGUCGAAGGCAAGCUGCCGAAGGGCAAUGUUGGAUGGGGUAGCGGAUGGGGGGGGGGGUUCGAUCGUGGUUAUGGAUAG